UGUGCGCUCUACUUCAGCAUGUAAUGGUCUAGAGUUGUAUUGCAGAGCCCCUGCAGUUGCCUAAAAUGAAUCCAUCUCUUACCUGAAGGAACCUCUGGAGGAUAUGAUGUGCUGAUUGUGUAUGCAAGUGAUGCCACUGAAUGGUGUCAGUACCUCCAGAAUCUCUUCCUCUCUACUCAGCACAUACGAAAGCAUCGGAUUCGGAGCUACCAGGUAGAAAGUGAGUCUGCAAUUUCCCGCCAGGAGCUGGAUCUGUUUGGAAGAAGUCGGAGCAUCAUCGUUUUGCUCUCUGCUGAACUGGUGCAGAAUUUUUAUCUUCCUCCUGUCCUGCAGAGCCUUCAGGAAGCUUUGUGGCCCCCACACAAAGUAGUCAAGUUGUUCUGUGGUGUUACAGACUGUGAUGACUAUUUGACCUUUUUCAAGGACUGGUCUCAGUGGCAAGAAGUCACGUAUGAUGAUGAGCCUGAUGCUUACCUUGCAGCUGUCAAGAAGGCUAUUUCAGAAGACUCGGGCUGUGACUCUGUGACUGAUACAGAGGCAGAAGACGAGAAGAACCCAGUUUAUUGCUCCAGACUUGCCAUGGAUGAAGAGCAUGGGUCAUGGAAGAGCAUGGAAGACCAUCCAGUGGUGCAGCCUGACCACAUACGUUGUGGGGUGCAGACAACAGUUUAUAUUAUCAUGAAAUGUAAACUUGAUGGCAAAGUGAAAACUGAAGUUGAAUUCUCUCCAGAGAACGCAUCAUCUGUGCGUGUGCUGGCCAAGAUGGAGAAUGAGUACACAAUCUCUGUGGAGGCUCCAAAUUUAACCUCUGGGACAGUGCCUAUGCAGAUAUAUUCAGGGGACUUGAUGGUGGGAGAAACAAGCAUCACCUAUCAUACUGACAUGGAGGAAAUCAGCAGUCUGUUGGCUAAUGCAGCUAACCCAGUGCAGUUCAUGUGCCAGGCCUUUAAAAUUGUGCCGUACAGCAUAGAAGCACUGGACAAACUGCUGACUGAGUCACUAAAGAAGAACAUUCCUGCCAGUGGCUUACACCUGUUUGGAAUCAACCAGCUGGAAGAAGAAGAUAUGACAACAAAUCAGAGGGAUGAAGAGUUGCCAACACUGCUUCACUUUGCUGCAAGAUAUGGGCUGAAGAACCUCACCGCCUUGCUGCUUACGUGCCCCGGAGCACUGCAGGCCUACAGCGUAGCCAACAAAUAUGGUCACUAUCCGAACACCAUAGCAGAAAAGCAUGGCUUUAAAGACCUCCGCCAGUUCAUUGAUGAAUAUGUGGAAACUGCAGAUAUGCUGAAGAGUCACAUUAAGGAAGAGCUGAUGCAAGGCGAGGAGGAUGAGUCUGUUUAUGAGUCCAUGGCUCAUCUGUCCACUGACCUGUUGAUGAAACGUUCCCUGAAUCCUGGCUCCGACGAAGAGCUCUAUGAAUCCAUGGCUGGCUUUGUCCCUGGUGCCCCAGAAGACCUUUAUGUAGAGAUGCUUCAGUCCAAACCAGACACUCCAAUUGACAGAGAUGAAGUUUCUCUAACUACAAAAGACUCAAUGCUCCGCAAGUUUUUAGAAGGCAGUAGCGUGGAUGUGCCAGAUUCGGAGGAAGGAGCGUACCAGCGGUAUGGUGAGGGAGAUCUCUACUAUACAGUGGAACAAAAUACCGUUCCACAGGAAAUGGCUGGCAGACCUCCAGUUCCUGUUCCAAGACCUGAAUCCAGCUCUCCACAGCCAGACAAUGAGCUGUACAUCUCCAAAAUUUUUGCACAGAAAGCUCAAAGACCUGAGAACCUCUAUGUCUCUAGAGGAAGGGUUAAGAAAGAGCCAGCAGUCAGGCCUGUAAGGGACCUGUCUCAGUCAAGCAUAUAUGAUCCAUUUGCUGGAAUGAAAACCCCAGGUCAACGGCAGCUGAUUACAUUACAAGAACAAGUGAAGAUGGGAAUACUCAACGUUGAUGAAGCUGUUCUUCAUUUUAAGGAGUGGCAACUGAACCAGAAAAAGAGAUCAGAAUCAUUCAGGUUCCAGCAGGAAAAUCUGAAACGACUGCGAGACAGCAUAACGCGGAGGCAAAUGGAGAAGCAAAAAACAGGCAAAAGCGCAGAUUUGGAAAUAACUGUGCCCAUUCGGCAUUCUCAUAACACUCUGGGGAAACCAGAAUGUGGCAUAUAUGAAUAUGCCCCUAGGAAAAACCUUUUCCCACCAAAAAAGGAGAUAAAGCGAGGAGACUGGAAAACAGAAAGCACGUCAAGCACAACAAGUAGCACGAGUAACCGUUCCAGCACUCGGAGCAUAUUGAGCGUCAGUAGUGGGAUGGAAGGGGACAGUGAGGACAACGAAGUCCCAGAAGCAGCUAGAAGCCACAGCCCUGUUGCCUGCCAACCAGAGAGGCUGUCUCUCCCACCGCUUGAAAGGCCUCCCAGAGUGCCUCCCCGAGGUGCAAGCAGGCCCAUAAGCAGUGAAGGUUUUUAUCCUCCACCUGUGCCCCCAAGAGGUCGCUGAAUCUCUCAACAUCUGUGGAAUAUGAAAUUUUUCUGUUUGGACGUAUUUGUACAGAUAUCUUCGGGUUGUUUUAAAUUAUUUAUAAGUGGGAGCCAAAUGUUUUCUUCCCCUUCCUCCACCAUAAAGCUCUGGUGACUUUUC
Messenger RNA from Struthio camelus australis, 2622 nucleotides. NCBI's taxonomy places the organism in Eukaryota, Metazoa, Chordata, Aves, Struthioniformes, Struthionidae. The record is from RefSeq and is a predicted model, not a curated record.